AUGGUUGCCGCGGUCUCCAACACACCUGCUGAUGCCAUCGGCGCCGCCGCGACCUCGACAGAGGACGAGGUGCACUGGUCUAAGGCCGAGUACGACAUCGAUCUGCAUCCUCAAGUUCGCCGCAACCUCGAGCUAUGCGGCAUCCAUUCGUUCUUCCCGAUCCAACACGUGACGAUUCCCAAGAUUCUCUCGACGGGGUACACUAAAGAUCUGUGCAUCAACGCCCCCACGGGUAGUGGUAAGACUAUGGUGUAUGUGCUACCCAUCGUCCAGCGACUUGUGUCUCGGGUGGUCCGUCGUCUGCGUGCCGUUGUCGUGGUUCCGUCGCGCGACUUGGUUGUCCAGGUGAAGAAAGUGUUUGACACGCUCAUUGCUGGCACGCCGCUCACGUGCGGCGUGGCAAUGGGUCAAUCCAACUUUACGACGGAGCAGCAGCACUUGGUGAGCUCGGUGGACGGUCUCAGCCUCGUUGACAUCCUCGUGGCCACUCCUGGUCGGUUGGUGGACCACCUCGAGCAAACCCCUCACUUCACGCUGCAGCACGUGCAGUUUGUCGUUGUGGACGAAGCCGAUCGGCUGCUGAAUCAAUCGUACCAGGACUGGAUCACAAAGCUGUACCAAAGCAUUUACGUGACCGAAACCAGCGUCGAAAACUUAACCGCAGCCGGUGGGUCCGCGUCCUUGCAUCCGUCGACGAUCCGCCGGGCAGAUGGCAAGAACCCCCACCGCAUCCGCAUCCCGCUCAUCCGCAUCUUGCUUUCCGCGACACUGACGCGGAACCCUCGGAAACUCGCCGCCAUCGGCAUGCCCCAUGCCGAACUGGUCACCGUGAACGACGCGCUGGACGACAACUUGUUUGCAACGCCGGCGAAUUUGGACGAAAGUAUGAUUGAAUGCGACAGCAUGGACAAGCCGCUGGUGUUGCUGGAGCUUCUGCACGCGUUCGAGUCGCAACUCACGAUUGUGUUUACGUCAUCAAUUAAUGCCACGCAUCGCCUUUGCCGACUGCUGCAGCUCUUCUCCCCGACACCGCAGAGUGUGCGCGAGUAUUCCAGUGGCCUCACGCAGAAACAGCGAUCGCAACUCGUGCAGCAGUGCAAAAAGGGCGCCAUCAAGGUCGUGGUAUGCUCGGAUGCCAUGGCCCGAGGCAUGGACAUUGCCCACGUUGGUAACGUCAUCAACUACGACGUCCCACCCUACCUCAAGACGUACAUCCAUCGUGUGGGCCGGACGGCGCGCGCUGGUCGCGCCGGUCGCGCGGUUACUUUGGUCAAGCGAGGGCAGGUGAAGGGCCUGACCCGCAUGCUCUCCAAGGCCAAGAAGGCCGAGCUGCCGACGUACGUAUACGACGCAGAGCACAUGAAGUCCCUCGUUCCUCGGUAUACGGCAUGCUUGGCGUCGUUGAAGGACACGCUCGCGAAGGAGAAAGCAGGCCACUUGGCCACUACGACCAAAGUGUCGUUGAAGCGACCAGUGGCUGCGAUGGAGGGGGGAGCAACGGAAUCAGGAGGCGACGACGGAGAUGCCGAAGAUGGCGUCGAGUGGACGAGGGACGAAGUCAAGCAAAAGCUGCUGAACCAGCUCCAGCGACGGCUCGCCGCCUAA
Messenger RNA from Aphanomyces astaci, 1605 nucleotides. RefSeq lists its product as hypothetical. The coding region runs from base 1 to 1605 and encodes 534 amino acids. Lineage: Eukaryota; Oomycota; Saprolegniomycetes; Saprolegniales; Verrucalvaceae. The record is from RefSeq and is a predicted model, not a curated record. Gene Ontology annotation, cellular component: nucleus. The transcript has 3 exons. Gene Ontology annotation, molecular function: nucleic acid binding; ATP binding.